AUGGGUCUUAUUUCGGAUGCCCGAAAGGCGAUGAAAGAUGCCCCCGAGGGCACCUUCAAUGCAUAUGUGCUGAUGUGCACCUGUGUGUUUGCUUUGUCGGGAGCGUCAAAAGGUUUUGACGAAGGAAAUAUCGCGUCUUUGGUUACUCAAGUCCGAUUCAAAAGCAAGUUCGGAGUCGAUACCCAGUCCGAAGAAGAAUAUUCCAAUACGAAAGGGUGGUUGGUAUCAAUCGCCACGGCAGGGGCAGUCUUUGGGUGCUUAGGGUGCUCCCCUGUCAACGAUAGACUCGGUCGAUUGUGGACCCUUCGCCUGGUUACUCUGGUCUAUAUCGCAGGUAUCCUCGGACAAGGUCUGUCGGAUGGUAACCUCUCCGGUCUGUAUGCAUCCCGGUUCAUCUCAGGACUGGGAAUCGGGCCACUGACGAUUGUGCCACCCAUCUACAUUGCUGAGAUCUCUCCCAAGGCUAUCCGUGGUCUUCUCACAUGUCUCUACGCGGCUUGUCAGCAGCUGGGUGUGGUGCUAGGUUUCUUCAUCAACUAUGGGGUCACUAGAAGCUAUCCAGGCGUUGACAAACAGUGGAUGUUGCCUACCCUGCUUCAAAUUGUUCCGGCCGUUAUCUGGUGCUCGGGGACCUUCUUGUGUCCGGAAUCACCUCGGUGGCUGCUAUACAAAGGGAAACGAGAACAAGCUAUCAUGACAGUCUCUCGAUUGCGCCACCUGCCAUGCGAUCAUUCAGUCGUCCUUGCCGAACUAGAUGGUAUGGACCGACAGAUCGAGCAUGAAAUCGAAGCCGUCAGCGACGCGCGUCUGUGGGAUCUCCUCAAAGAGACAUUUGUGCCCGUCGAGAAUCGUCGCCGCUUCUUCUUGAUCUUCUUGGCCACGCUUUUCUCCCAAUGGUCCGGCGCCAACGCCAUCACUCAAUACUCGCCUACCAUCUUUGGCUAUUUGGACAUCCAAGGCGACGAGGCCAAGUUCCUCGCAACGGGGAUCUACGGCGUUGUGAAAUUCGUCAGCACUUUGGCCUUCGCCCUGUUCGUCGUCGACUUCAUCGGCCGACGUCGGUCUUUAAUCACGGGGAUCUGUCUCCAACUGACGACGCUGAUCUUCGUUGGCGCCUACCUCGGCGUCACCGGCCACAUGACUCUGGACGAGAUUCAGGAUCGGCCCAGCGCCUCGCGUACCUCGACGGCUGCCAUCGUGGCCAUCUUUCUCCACGCCGUGGCAUGGAGUAUCGGCUGGUUCAGUAUCCCGUAUCUCAUCAGCUCCGAAGUCUUCCCGAUUCGCAUCCGCUCGCUCAAUGUUUCCAUCUCCAUGGCGUUCCACUGGGGGUUUUAUUUCGGAUGUUCGCGCGCCAUGCCGAGCCUCUUGUCGGCGACGCAUAAAUGGGGUGCCUUUGUGUUCUUCGGCAGUAUCUGUUUGAUAUCGCUGGUCUAUGUGGUCUUUGCUAUGCCGGAUACUACCGGCAGGUCGAUUGAGGAGCUGGAUAAGCUGUUCCAGCGACCUUGGUAUACGGUUUACAAGGUGGCGUACCCGACGAAGGAUGAGAUUCAAGUGAGCAGUGUUAAUGAGAAGACGAUCGCGGACGGAAAGGCCGAGUAUGUGGAGCGAGUGUGA
This is a messenger RNA of Aspergillus melleus, 1614 nucleotides long. RefSeq lists its product as uncharacterized. The transcript has 5 exons. Gene Ontology annotation, biological process: transmembrane transport; carbohydrate transport. Gene Ontology annotation, cellular component: membrane. NCBI's taxonomy places the organism in Eukaryota, Fungi, Ascomycota, Eurotiomycetes, Eurotiales, Aspergillaceae. Bases 1 to 1614 code for a protein of 537 amino acids. Gene Ontology annotation, molecular function: carbohydrate:proton symporter activity. The record is from RefSeq and is a predicted model, not a curated record.